AUCCCUUUUCGUGCGCUUUUGUAAGCAGUUAUCUCGGGCACCCUUAUCACAAGGCCAGAAUGUACAAUCAGGAAUGCAGCAGCUCCUGGGAAAACAGCCCACUCCUCCAGAACCACAGCGCUUAUGUAGAGGCAACGUCUCUCAAGACUGGACAUAGCGUCCAACAACUAUAAUCCUUGCACUCAGGAGGCAGAGGCAGGAGGAUCAUUGCAAGUUCUAGGUCAGCCUGACACCUGAGGUUAAACCCCAGUAUCCCCAUGGAUUUUCCUGGCCUCGGGGCCCUAGGGGCCUCAGAAGCCCUACCGCAGUUUGUGGACUCUUCCCUGGUGUCCUCGCCACCAGAUCCAGGGCCGUUCUUUUCUGGGCCUGAGGGUUUGGAUGCAGUUUCGUCCACUUCCCCAAGCACAGGCACAGCUGCAGCCACGGCACUGGCCUACUACAGGGACACUGAGGCCUACAGACACUCCCCAGUCUUUCAGGUAUACCCGCUUCUCAACUGUAUGGAGGGAAUCCCAGGGGGCUCACCUUAUGCUAGCUGGGCCUACGGCAAGACGGGGCUCUACCCUGCUUCAACUGUGUGCUCCAGCCACGAGGAUGCCCCUCCCCAGACCCUGGAAGACCCGGAUGGGAAGAGCAGCACCACCUUCUUGGAAACCUUGAAGACAGAGCGGCUGAGUCCAGACCUCCUGACCCUGGGGACUGCACUGCCUGCAUCGCUGCCUGUCACCAGCAGUGCUUACGGGGGACCUGACUUUGCUGGGCCUUUCUUUUCUCCCACUGGGAGCCCUCUCAACUCAGCAGCCUAUUCUUCCCCCAAGUUUCACGGAAGCCUCCCUCUGGCCCCUUGUGAGGCCAGAGAGUGCGUGAACUGUGGAGCAACGGCUACUCCACUAUGGCGAAGGGACAGAACAGGUCACUACCUGUGCAAUGCCUGUGGCCUGUAUCACAAGAUGAAUGGCCAGAACCGGCCUCUCAUUCGACCCAAGAAGCGAUUGAUUGUCAGCAAAAGGGCAGGCACUCAGUGCACUAACUGCCAAACGACCACCACGACACUCUGGCGGAGAAAUGCCAGUGGCGAUCCGGUUUGCAAUGCCUGUGGCCUCUACUACAAGCUACACCAGGUGAACCGGCCACUGACCAUGCGCAAGGAUGGAAUUCAGACUAGGAACCGCAAGGCCUCCGGGAAAGGGAAAAAGAAGCGGGGGUCAAGUCUGGGAGGAGCAGGAGCAGGAGCGGCUGAAGGACCAGCUGGUGGCUUCAUGGUGGUAGCUGGUGGCAGUAGUAGUGGGAAUUGUGGGGAAGUGGCCUCAGGCUUGACACUGGGCACCGCAGGUACUGCCCAUCUCUACCAGGGCCUGGGACCUGUGGUGCUGUCAGGACCUGUCAGCCACCUGAUGCCUUUCUCUGGACCUCUGCUGGGCUCGACGGCAGCCUCCUUCCCCACAGCUCCUGUGCCCCCUACCACCAGCACCACCGUGGUGGCUCCCCUCAGUUCUUGAAGGUGCACGAAACGGCCUUGGCCUUUCGGCAGAGAAGGUGUCCCCCUCUUUUUUUUUGAGGCAGGAUCUUCUGUACCCAGGCUGACCACCAACUAUGUCGUUAAGGGUGACCCUAAAUUCCUGAUUAUCCUGCCUCCACCCUCCCAAGUACUGGGAUUAUAGGCAUGUGAUGCCAUGCCUGACAUUUUUGUUUUUUUGUUUUGUUUU
Mesocricetus auratus (golden hamster) is the source of this 1706-nucleotide messenger RNA. RefSeq names its product GATA binding protein 1 (gene Gata1). Lineage: Eukaryota; Metazoa; Chordata; Mammalia; Rodentia; Cricetidae. Gene Ontology annotation, biological process: negative regulation of transcription by RNA polymerase II; cell fate commitment; positive regulation of transcription by RNA polymerase II. The transcript is spliced from 6 exons. The coding region runs from base 258 to 1499 and encodes 413 amino acids. The record is from RefSeq and is a predicted model, not a curated record. Gene Ontology annotation, molecular function: zinc ion binding; DNA-binding transcription factor activity, RNA polymerase II-specific; RNA polymerase II cis-regulatory region sequence-specific DNA binding.